AUGUCUGGCUACGGGAGCAGCACGGAUGGCUCGGGGGAGCAUUCAGAGCCCGAGGCCGGGAUGGGGGCAGCCCGGAGCCUCCAUCUGAGUUCUCAGCCUCAGAGGCUCUGGCGAGUGGCCAGGCACAGAGGCGGCAGCGGGGAUGCCAUCGCUCCCCUCCUGGCCAGCGCAGAGAGCCAAAGCACAGACACGGAGAGUGAAAGCAUCCUCUCGGGGACCCUGGAAGACAGAGCAGAAGCCACAGGCGAGUACUCUGACAGCGAGCUGACAGAGGAAGGGGAGGAGGAGGAGGAAGGCGCGGAAGAGGAGGGGGGAGAGGAGGAGGAGGAGGAGGAGGAGGAGGAGGCGGCAGCGCAGCCCCGGGGGCAGAGCAGCGAGGCCAGCCCUCCCCAGCGCGUGUCCGAUGAGCGGGAGGCCCUGGAGAAGUGGGUGUCCUCGGAGACCUCCGCGCUGCCCCGGCCCCGCUGGCAGGUGCUCAGUGCCCUGCGCGAUCGGCAGCUGGGCUCCAGCGCCCGCUUCGUGUACGAGGCCUGUGGGGCCCGGGUGUUUGUGCAGCGCUUCCGCCUGCAGUACGGGCUGGAGGGCCACAGCGGCUGUGUCAACAGCGUCCACUUCAACCAGCGCGGCACCUGGCUGGCCAGCAGCAGCGACGACCUCACGGUGAUCGUCUGGGACUGGGUGCGGCAGCGUGCCGUCAUGGCCUUUAACACCGGCCACAGAAAUAACGUCUUUCAGGCCAAGUUCCUUCCCAACUGUGGCGACUCCACCCUGGCCACGUGUGCCCGCGAUGGGCAGGUGCGCAUAGCACAGCUGCCUGCCAUCUCGCUCAGCAGGGUGUCCAAGCGCGUGGCCCAGCACAGGGGAGCCUGCCACAAGGUGGCCCUGGAGCCGGACUCCCCUGUCACGUUCCUCACGGCGGGGGAAGAUGCAGUCGUCUUUGCCGUUGACCUCAGGCAGGACCGCCCAGCGUCCAGAUUGGUGGUAACCAAAGAGAAUGAGCGGAGAGUGGGACUGUACACAGUCUUUGUGAAUCCUGCCAACACUUACCAGUUUGCCGUGGGGGGACGAGACCAGUUUGUGAGAAUUUACGACCAGAGGAAAAUCGAUGAGACUGACAAUAACGGGGUGCUCAAGAAGUUCUGUCCUCAUCACCUGCUCAACUGUGAUUCCAAGUCCUUCAUCACCUGCCUCGUGUACAGCCACGAUGGCACCGAGCUCCUGGUCAGUUACAAUGAUGAAGAUAUUUACCUCUUCCACUCCUCCCACGCUGACGGAGCCCAGUACGUGAAGAGAUACAAGGGGCACAGAAAUAAUGCCACGGUCAAAGGGGUCAAUUUCUAUGGGCCCCGAAGUGAGUUUGUGAUGAGCGGUAGUGAUUGCGGCCACAUCUUCCUCUGGGAGAAAUCAUCCUGUCAGAUCGUUCAGUUCAUGGAGGGGGACAGGGCAGGGAACAUCAACUGUCUUGAGCCCCAUCCUUACCUACCUGUGAUGGCGACCAGUGGCCUAGACCACGAUCCCAAGAUCUGGGCACCCACAGCUAAGGCCACCACUAAGCUUACUGGGCUAAAUGAUGUGAUGAAGAAGAACAAGCAAGAUCGAGAUAGAGAGGGAGAGGGCAACAACUAUCUGUUUGACAGUAACAUGUUUUCGUUGCUCAUGCGUCAAUUCACACGCGGAGGUCAUCCCCGUAGGCGGCGUCGCAGGGCACCUCUUGGAGCUAGAGUCCUGGAUGCAGAGUCAGAUGAGUCUUCUGGUUCCUCAGAUGCUUCCUAGAAGUUAGAACCCCAAGACCGUCAGCGGAGCCCGCCAUCCUGA
Messenger RNA from Eptesicus fuscus (big brown bat), 1815 nucleotides. Its product is annotated as DDB1- and CUL4-associated factor 8-like. Gene Ontology annotation, cellular component: Cul4-RING E3 ubiquitin ligase complex; cytoplasm. Lineage: Eukaryota; Metazoa; Chordata; Mammalia; Chiroptera; Vespertilionidae. The record is from RefSeq and is a predicted model, not a curated record. The transcript has a single exon. Gene Ontology annotation, molecular function: protein binding.